AUGCUCAAGAAUCAUCGUCAAAUCAUGGCCAAAGCCAAAGAAAAAUGGACAGGCACUAUAGACUGUCCCAUGUGUGGGGAGCCACAACCUCCUGGACCUCAUCGAGCGGCUCACGCGAAGCGAUGCGGCAAAACCUACAAUAUUGCUCCGAAGGAGUUGCUCAGGCUAAUGGAAACUCAGCGCCUUGUCUCGGAUGUUAAGAAACGGAACAGUAUGAUACACACCAAGGCACCCAUUCCCCAAAAGAAAGAGGUACUACCGCCGAAGUUAAAAGGUGAGCCGAAGUCGUUACUCGAUGAAAACAUCCAGCUUGCAAAAGCGCUCUCAGCAAGUUUGGAUUCACAAUCCUUCGAUCCAGUUCAUGACAGUUCGCCACAGUUCACAAGAAUCAUCGACGAUGCUAAUGAGAGAAGACGCAAGCGGCCGCGAUCUUAUGCCGUUGUGGAACUGGCCCCACGAUCCUGUAGGUGCGAGGUGAUUCAAAAAGUACAAAAUCGUUUUCUGGAGACGUUCCGUGUUCGCAAGACCAACGGAGUAACCUUGUCUCAUACGGAGUUCUGCAAGCGUCGAGCUGCUCGUACCAGUGUGUUCAUGCAGAAUCAGACCCGUCUCUUGCAAAAG
Ostertagia ostertagi is the source of this 621-nucleotide messenger RNA. The record is from the annotation of a GenBank genome assembly. Lineage: Eukaryota; Metazoa; Nematoda; Chromadorea; Rhabditida; Trichostrongylidae.